Esox lucius (northern pike) is the source of this 1011-nucleotide messenger RNA. RefSeq names its product C-X-C motif chemokine 11. NCBI's taxonomy places the organism in Eukaryota, Metazoa, Chordata, Actinopteri, Esociformes, Esocidae. Gene Ontology annotation, biological process: immune response. The record is from RefSeq and is a predicted model, not a curated record. Gene Ontology annotation, molecular function: chemokine activity. Bases 177 to 512 code for a protein of 111 amino acids. Gene Ontology annotation, cellular component: extracellular region. The transcript has 4 exons.
UCCUCGGAUGACUGGGAAACAUAUGGACUUUUUGGGAAGCGUCUGCCAGCAGUGUAUAAAAGGGAAAUGGAUCCCACUAAGUCCUCACUUCUUCACAUUAGCUUCGAGUGGCUCUUACUGCCUGUUCGACUACACUUUUCUGUCAUCUUCUAAACCUCUUGCUACUAAGAGUCACAAUGGCCUUCGUACCUACAGUCUCCAGUCUUUUGGUGGUCUUUCUGCUUGGUGUUUGCAUACAACUCGACGGAGUUGCAGCUCAGUAUGUUCCAGGAGCCAGAUGCAUUUGUCCAGGAACCAUCAUGCAUACCUCAGAAACCAUUGUGGACUUUGAAAUCAUUGAAAAGACCUUUUAUUGCGACAAAAUUGAAGUCAUUGUAACACUAGAGGAAGACGGAGCAAAACGCUGCCUGAACCCUGAGGGACAGAAGGGCAGGUUUUUUAUCCAGUGCUGGAACAAGAUAAACAAGGACGGCAAGCAAAAGAAAAGAUGUCUCAAGAAGAAAAAAGAGUGAAAGUGGCUGAGAAGGAGGAGGCCUAAAUGGAAGACCCUCUGGGAUGGAUUUUCCCAGAAGUCAUGUGACCAGAAUGGAAUGCAUGACUCUGCCCUUCAGAGAAGGAGAGCACAAGAAUGUGAGAGGAAGGAUGAAAGAAAAGAGAUAUUCCUUUAAUAAUAUCUUCCCAUAAUCCUUUGAAAAUGUUUGUAUUGUGUGCGAUAUUAUGAAGAUGGACUGUACUGUUGCAGGAUUGAAUGUAUUCAGCACUAUGUAUGUUUUAUGAAGUCCGGUGGAUAACUUAUUUAAAAGUUUUAAUUUAUAAUUGAUGUUCAUUUUGCUAUUUAAAUAGUUUGUGUUGGUUCAAAAAUAUAUAUUUUUUAUAACACUCAAAUACAACUUUCUUUUCUUUUUUAAACAACUCUAAGUUAUCCUGUCUUUAAACUCUCAGCAUAUUUUGAAUGACUGUAGUAGUGUAUGUCUGAAACCAUGGAGUAAUAAACUACUGAGAUAUUCCAAA